UCCUCCACAGUACUUGCUUGGCCUACCUCAUCGGCCGCCUCGACACAUAAACUUUUUCUCGACCGGUCAUCGCAGACUCUUCCAUUGCUGACCAUUCCCAAACAUCUUCCGCUCUCGACCAACUCCCAGCAGUCCGACUCGUUCCAUUCGUCCAAGUUGUGGUUUACGUAUAGCUACUGCUAUCUUAUCCACCAUGGACCACUCAUCUCAGCAACGGCCGCCUAUUCAUGGCAACCCGUCGCAUAACCAAGCCCUGCCUUCGAUUGCCUCAUUGACGAGCAACCUCACACCCUCCGAACAAAGUCCAGUCCGUCUAAGGCAUCAGUCAGAAGCUAGAGAAGCACGAGAUUCCGGUAAUUGGUCCAUUUCCCAAAGCAAGCAUUCUUCGGGCGUAUCAAAUACAAUGGGUCUCCAGCUACAGACAAUUCUUAAUGCCGAAGACCCCCCUUCGCGCAACUCGGUCCCAGACACCCCUUCCUCGGCCAGAUAUCCCCCUCCACAGAACAAUGCUUUACCGUCCUUGAACCAGGGGUUCGAUAACCGUCUCAGUAUAGAAUCUAGCUCGCAUUUUGAUUCCCGCCGCAGCAGUGUGGAUAGCAGAAUGAAUGCAGGCAUGAACCAUCUUGCAAUCAGCCCUUCGUCGCCAUAUGAUAGCCAGAAUGCGUCUCGAGCUUCUCUCGUCUCGAAUCUCCAGCAACAGCGUGGUAUAACGGUGACAGAACAACGUCCAAAUGGUAUCUCACCGCUAUCGCCUCUGGGCCCACGAUCAGGCUCAAGGGCGAAUCACCCGCCUCGACGGGCUCCUGUGAUUAACCCAAACCCCCGUAGUGUGUCGGGCAUGCCAGAUCCCAUGGCCGCUGCUCCCACCAAGGGCUAUGCAUGGGCGUUCCCUGCUGAGUUGGAUCCAGAUGAACGAAGGGGUUCGAGCAGCGGCGAGUCAAGUGUUGAGCGGUCCAUCCCAUCGCGACAGAACAGUUUUGCCGCUUCUAUCAAUAGCAGCAUUUUCACGACUGACUCUGGUCUUCCAACCGGUCAAAAGAGGCUCGGCGAUGAAGACAUUGGAACGACUCACCACCAUUCCAUGCAGCAUCGCAAUGUAACGAGCUUGCAAGGCGGAGAUAUUCCUGGUACUCCUACGGGAGGGAAUUACAGUCGGACACCUGAAUUGAGAGUCAGCCACAAAAUGGCAGAAAGAAAGAGGAGAAGCGAAAUGAAGCAGCUUUUCGAUGAGCUCAAUGGGAUAUUGCCCAACUCUCCAGGAAAUAAGUCGAGCAAAUGGGAGAUUUUGACCAAAUCCAUUGAAUACAUCAAAAACCUAAGCAGGGCUCACGAGGCUGCACGCACAGAGAACGCCCGACUGAGGCCAGAUGCAGAGUACUGUCGAAGAGCACAAGAAGAGAACGAACUUUUACGGAACGAAUUGGCUGCAGUGUGGCAACACCUUCGUCGACUUGAGCCUGGCAACCCUCAUGUUUAUGGUAGCAUGACUGGCAUGCUCGCCCAGCAACAUGCUCAGACCCCCGGAGCCGCAAAUGCCAUUCUUCCGCCAUUACAGCAGCAACAGCAACAGGCACCACCGCCACCUCAGCAGCAGCAGCAACAACAACAGUCGCAGCAACCUUGGGGACCUGCUGCUCCUAAUGCUAUGCAAGGUGUCGAGUUCGGUGGUAUCCGACCAUAUGAACACUCACAUCGAUGAGAUGCCUUCACCCCUGUAUCUUCGGCUCAGGGAUCCUAACCAUCUGCAUUUGUCGCUCUGUAUACUAGCAUGCAACUUCAUCCUCAUUUCCUGGACCAGGGUCCCGUUUCUUGUUUUGAAAUGUAUACCAAUGUCGCAAAAUUCCCGUCAUGGUCAGGGAUCCUCCGCCUACUCGUACUUUCUUCAAUCACCGGACCGAUUGUUUCGUUACGACUAAUUACUUUCAUAGCUCGCCUCUGCAGGCUUUCCUAGGACUCGGAGGUCAAUAGGAGGCAAAUCCUAUCGCAUCAUAGGCAGAGCUGAUCCUAUCGAGUUGCACAGCCUGGGCUAGCCAAGGCGAGGCCGCCUCCCCGAACAUGUUUCCUGCAGACUUGCUCAAGCGGUUGUUCA
Aaosphaeria arxii CBS 175.79 is the source of this 2089-nucleotide messenger RNA. RefSeq lists its product as uncharacterized. The record is from RefSeq and is a predicted model, not a curated record. Gene Ontology annotation, biological process: positive regulation of transcription by RNA polymerase II. Bases 194 to 1699 code for a protein of 501 amino acids. Gene Ontology annotation, molecular function: protein dimerization activity; DNA-binding transcription factor activity. The transcript is spliced from 5 exons. Gene Ontology annotation, cellular component: RNA polymerase II transcription regulator complex. NCBI's taxonomy places the organism in Eukaryota, Fungi, Ascomycota, Dothideomycetes, Pleosporales.